This is a messenger RNA of Ctenopharyngodon idella (grass carp), 1998 nucleotides long. RefSeq names its product gastrula zinc finger protein XlCGF8.2DB-like. The coding region runs from base 144 to 1676 and encodes 510 amino acids. Gene Ontology annotation, biological process: regulation of transcription by RNA polymerase II. The record is from RefSeq and is a predicted model, not a curated record. Lineage: Eukaryota; Metazoa; Chordata; Actinopteri; Cypriniformes; Xenocyprididae. Gene Ontology annotation, molecular function: DNA-binding transcription activator activity, RNA polymerase II-specific; RNA polymerase II cis-regulatory region sequence-specific DNA binding. The transcript is spliced from 3 exons. Gene Ontology annotation, cellular component: nucleus.
UUUAUUUUGGAGUGGUGACAUGACGCCAUAAUGCUGCUCCGUGUUCCUGCAUCUGUUGUGAUUCGGCUGGAGAAAGGACAGAGGGACCAAACACAGAAAAACUCUUGAUGAAGCGACUGAGAUCUAUGUGACACAUUAUAAAGAUGGCGUUUAUUAAAGAGGAGAGUGAAGACUUAAAGAUGGUGUUUAUUAAAGAGGAGAGUGAAGACAUAAAGGUUGAAGAAACAUUCAGAGUGAAACAAGAAGAAACUGAGGAACAAACAGACCUGAUGAUGCUGAAAGAGGAGACUGCAGUACUGAAUGAAAUGGAUGAGAAUGAUCAAUAUAAGAAUCAUCCUGAUUUCAUAACUGGAGAAAAAACUUGUUCACAGACUGAAAAUACUUCCUCACAAAAAAGGGGUAAAAAGACAGAAAGUAAAAGUAGUUUCAUCUGUCAACAGUGUGGAAAGAGUUGCAACCAACAUGAAAAUCUUAAAGUCCACAUGAGAAUUCACACAGGAGAGAAGCCUCAUAACUGCCAACAGUGUGGAAAGCGUUUCUCUCAAAAAGUACACCUUAACAGACAUAUGAGAAUUCACACAGGAGAGAAGUGUCGUACCUGUCAACAGUGUGGAAAGACUUUUGCUGAAAAAGUAAGCCUUAAAAGACACAUGAGAGUUCACACUGGAGAGAAGCCUUUCACAUGUCCUCAGUGUGGAAAGAGUUUCACUUGUAAAGGAAACCUUAAAGUCCACAUGAGAAUUCAUACUGGAGAGAACCCUUAUAUCUGUCAACAAUGUGGAAACACAUUCAAUCUAAAAGGAAGUCUUAAAAAGCACAUGAGAACUCACACUGGAGAGAAGCCUUACACCUGCCCUCAGUGUGAAAUAAGUUUCACUCUGAAAGAAAGCCUUAAUAGACACAUGAGAACUCACACAGGAGAGAAACCCUACACAUGUCCUCAGUGUGGAAAGACUUUUGCUGAAAAAGUAAGCCUUAACAGACACAUGAGAAUUCACACUGGAGAGAAGCCUUACACAUGCCCUCAGUGUGGAAAGAGUUUCACUCAAAUUGGAAACCUUAAAGUCCACAUGAGCGUUCAUGCUGGAGAGAAGCCUUUCACCUGCAAACAGUGUGGAAAAAGUUUCAACCGAAAAGGAAACCUUAAUUGCCACAUGAGAAUUCACUCUGAAGAGAGCCUUUUCAGCUGCCAACAAUGUGGAAUAAGUUUCACUCAAAAAGGAAGCUUUAACAGACACAUUAGAAUUCACACUAGAGAGAAGCCUUACACCUGCCAACAGUGUGGAAUAAGUUUCACUCAAAUAGGAAGCUUUAACAGACACACAAGACUUCACUCUGGAGAGAAACCCUACAUGUGCACUCAGUGUGGAAAGAGUUUCAAUCAAAAACGACACUUUAAAGACCACAUGAGAAUUCACACUGGAGAGCAACCCUACACAUGUCCUCAGUGUGGAAAGAGUUUCAAUCAAAAACAACACUUUAAAGACCACAUAAGAAUUCACACUGGAGAGAAGCCUUUCACCUGCCAACAAUGUGGAAAAAGUUUCAACCGAAAAGGAAUCCUUAACAGGCACAUGAGAGUUCACACUGGAGAGAAGCCGUUUACAUGUGGUCACUGUGGGAAAAGUUUUGGGUAUAAAAUAGCCCUUAAGUACCACAUGAGUAUUCACGUAUGAGAGAACUGUUUUUUGUACAUCAUCAGUGUGGAAUGAAUUUCACAGACAGGAAACACAUCAUGUUUGAGAGACUGUAUAAUGUGCUGAUUAUUGUUACUGUACUAAUCACUUUAGAGAGCUAACAUCCCUAUUAAAUGGUUAGUUCACCCAAAAAUGAAAAUUGUCAUUUAUUACACAUCCUCGUGUCGUUCCACAUCCAUAAGAAUUUCUUUCAUCUUUGGAACACAAAUUAAGAUCUUCUUGAUGAAGUCUGAGAGGUUUCUGUCUCUCCAUAGAGAUCCAGCACAACUACUACUCCAAGGUCCAGAAAGGUAGGAAAAAG